AUGCCAGCAUCUAUCGCUUCCGGUUCCUCCUUUCAAUCCUCCUUACCACCAGCAGGAUGGAAAGCCACCGACGGCGAUCGCAUGCUUCAUGAUGAUUCCAGUGAUGCGUCUUCGAGUUAUUAUUUCUUGGACGAAUUUGGAUCUGAUUUCGAUGAUGGUAUUUCGGAUUCCGUGCUGAGUCAAACCACCAGUCAAUUCAUGGAGAAUAAUUCCAUCACUACCAAAAUGAUGGCGGCAAUGAUGGCCGACGAUCCUGGUGCCAUUGUGGAAGAAAUAUCCAGCGAGGACGACGACGACGACGAUCAGUCAUCGUCCUUCUCUUACACGGAUCACGACGACCAAGACGAUGAUCGUCCUGUACCAGAACACGACAGUGAAUCCUCCCACAGUGAUGCUAGCAGCAUUGACAACAAUCGGAUUGGGAUUCAACCGCUCUAUCCUACGGAAUCCAUGUCCUUUGAUACCAUUAUGGAAAUGGGAGAAAACAGACAGCAGCAAGCCGGAUUGGAGCUGGACUAUCAUGAUGAUACACACGAUAAGACGAAGAAGAAGACUACACAAAACGAUGAUUCUUCUGCUCCCACCAAAAGUAGCAAGAUCAGUCAAAAUGCCCAUUGGGACGAAACUGCCGAAGAGUAUUCUUUUUUUAGUGGUGGGGAAAGUGAAUCUCCACAAACACUUUGGGAAUUGCUACGGCUGCAGACCAUAUUGGGAAGUUGUACCCAACCUAACGGCGACUCCUUUGAUGAAAUGGAAGAAGUCGUGGGUGAGAGAUCCGCCAUGGGUGAGAGAUCCGCUUCCUCUAAGACGAGAAAGGCCAGCAACAAGAACAAUAACAAAAAGACAGCAGCGAAAGAUUCUAAACAAGGGCGUGAUGAAUCCGAAGGUUGGGUCUUUUUUGGGCUUUGGGCAAAUGACAAUGGGAAUGACACUACUCACAAUCAGGCUCGAGCUACUGCUGGUUCUCCCAACAAACAAGCGUUGCAACAAGAAUUAAUGGCCGAUUUGGAUCCCAGCGGCGAAGAAGGACAGAAGCAAGACACGGAUACAAAUGGUACAUCAUCCAUGAUCAAGAACAAGAUGAAGUCUCUGUUGGGCAGACUGAAACGCAAUGCGAGUGACAAUGUGCGGAGUGUCAAGCUUGCGGCCAGCUUUGCCACGGAAGAUGGAAGCAUUCUGAACAACACUACUACUACUAAUAAUAAUCCGGUGCAAACCAAAUAUGCAAAGCUGGAAGAAACGAACCAACCAAUGAAGACGACAAAGAAAAGUGACGACUAUCCAACUACUGUCAAGAAAAGCCGGUCCAAAGCAGCAAAAAUGGCCAAACAACAGCAGCAACCAGAAAAAGAAGACGGUAUGUUUUGUCAAAUGGGCGACCAAUUUGCCUCCCUCGGUUGCUACGACGAUGCUUGCAGAGCACCAACCCAAGCACAACACGAGCAUGAACUCUUUGAUGACUUUGGUGUGGACCCCACUGCGACUCGCGACCAUAGAACUGGUUGGGCCCAAUUCGAAAAAGGCUUUCCAGGACAAGGCAAAAAUAAAAGCACCAACAAUAUCAUCAGCCAAAAGAAGGCAGCCCUCAAUGCGUCUUACAACUCGACCGAGACUGCCACUACUGCCGAUGAGACUCGAUAUUCACCAGAACGCACCCCCCACCCGAAUGCCGAGUCGGGGUUUGAAACGGAUUUCAAGAACAAUCUAUUCCGUGGUGAUAGAAAUCAUCGAGGAUAUCCUUACCAACAGAAUGAUGCCAAGCUCUAUGAUAGCGAGUAUGGUCGUGAGGCACGCAGCUCCUUGUUGAAUCAUUAUGAUAAAAAGCAAGGCCGCCGCCACAGCAAGUCGCAACGGAAACUAUCCAAGGGACUCAAGAAAAUGAAGCGACGAUUCUCGAAAACCAAGGCUGAAAUUUAA
Molecule: messenger RNA, 1917 nt
Organism: Cylindrotheca closterium
Lineage: Eukaryota; Bacillariophyta; Bacillariophyceae; Bacillariales; Bacillariaceae
Source: the annotation of a GenBank genome assembly